Molecule: messenger RNA, 3044 nt
Organism: Juglans regia (Persian walnut)
Lineage: Eukaryota; Viridiplantae; Streptophyta; Magnoliopsida; Fagales; Juglandaceae
Product: probable serine/threonine-protein kinase At1g54610
Exons: 9
Coding region: 664-2763 (699 amino acids)
Biological process (GO): protein phosphorylation; positive regulation of transcription elongation by RNA polymerase II
Cellular component (GO): nucleus; cyclin-dependent protein kinase holoenzyme complex
Molecular function (GO): RNA polymerase II CTD heptapeptide repeat kinase activity; cyclin-dependent protein serine/threonine kinase activity; ATP binding
Source: RefSeq, a predicted model, not a curated record
GAGAGAGAGGGUUUUGAAUCAUUCUGUUGACUGAGAAAACAGCCGGCGCGGGCCGUCUGUUAAUAGUGGAACAUAUAUUUAUAUAUUCCUAUUACAUAAAUGCAUACGCGUUGAACAAUCAAAAACCAAUCCCAAUAAAGACGCUCUUUCCUGGCAACUAAAGUCUAUGCCUCUCUCUCCCUAAAGUUCCUAACUUUCAAAUGGGUUUUCAAGGUUUGAAGGGAUUUUUAUUGGGUGAACAGCGUAUUGUUUCAGUUUUGAAUUUUCAAUAAAAAUUAAGAAGCUGGGGUUUUUGGUUUCGUGAAAGUCAAUCAUUCAAAAAAUUUGAGGCUUUGAUAAGGUUUGGAUAAGAGCAUGCCAGGUUUAUUAUAUUUGAUGUAUUGGGUAUUGGGAGAAAGCUUGAAUUACUGAAAGAAGCUUAUAUUUGUAGUUGAUUAUGUGUCAAGAUUGCUAUUAAUGGGUAUGGUGGAGAAAUGAAAUUUCAGGAAGGUUGGAAUUGAAUUUUAGGAGGAGAUUUGUGUCAGUGAAGGAGAAAGGUAUUGCUGGCUUACUGAAAUCUGGGAGUUUUAGGAAGUUUGUUAUUGAUUUUAGGAGGAGAAUUGUGUCUGUGACUGUGACAAGAAAAGUCUUGUUGGUUAACCGAAUUGCGGUGUAAAGUGCAACAUGGGUUGCCUAUGUACAAAGGCUUCUUCGGCUGUCCAAGACAGAGAUAGCCAGGAAAGCUCGAUGAAGAAAUCAUCCUCUUUGAGUAAACGAUCAUCGGAUUUAAGAGUGAAUUCUUCCAGAAGACAUGAUGGAGUAAGGGUUAAUGAUAGACUGCGAUUGCACAGUGAUGAAUUGAAAGGCAUGCGCAUUGAUAAGAAAGCCAAUGGUUCGAUUCGGGUUCAUGAUGAUCAGAUUAUGAAGAGAAGAGAGACGUCUGAAGCCCUGGUGACUGAUCACCCGCGCGUGGGAAGGGUACCAAAGGCUACGAGUGGUGAGCAGAUUGCGGCAGGGUGGCCGGCAUGGCUUUCUAACGCGGCGGGGGAAGCAAUCAAGGGAUGGGUACCACGGAGUGCAAAUACUUUUGAAAAGCUAGAAAAAAUUGGCCAAGGAACUUAUAGUAAUGUUUACAAGGCUCGCGAUGUUAUCCAUGAUAAAAUAGUUGCUCUGAAAAAAGUACGAUUUGAUAAUCUUGACUGUGAGAGUGUCAGGUUCAUGGCAAGGGAGAUCAUCAUUUUGCGAAGGCUUGAUCAUCCAAAUAUAAUAAAGCUGGAAGGCUUGAUCACAUCUCAAAUGUCUCGCAGUUUAUACCUUGUUUUUGAGUAUAUGGAGCAUGAUCUUACGGGGCUUGCAUCGAGCCCUGGCAUAAAGUUCUCAGAACCUCAGGUUAAAUGUUACAUGCAGCAACUUCUAAGAGGACUUGAUCAUUGUCAUAGCCAUGGUGUCCUGCAUCGUGACAUAAAGGGUUCAAAUCUUCUUAUUGACAAUCGUGGCAUUUUGAAGAUUGCGGAUUUUGGCUUGGCUACUUCUUAUGACCCUCAUCACAGUGUUCCACUGACAAGCCGUGUGGUCACUCUCUGGUAUCGACCACCAGAACUUUUACUUGGAGCUUCUCAUUAUGGAGUUGCGGUGGACCUAUGGAGUACUGGUUGCAUACUGGGGGAACUAUACACUGGCAAGCCUAUCUUGCCCGGAAAAACAGAGGUUGAGCAAUUGCAUAAGAUUUUUAAGCUUUGUGGCUCACCUACUGAGGACUACGGGAGAAAAUUGAGGUUAUCAAAUUCAGCAUUCUUCCGGCCAACGCAGCCUUAUAGAAAAUGUGUAGCAGAAACAUUCAAAGAUUUGCCAGCUGCUGCAUUGGGGCUUAUUGAGACUUUGCUUUCCAUAGAACCUGCACAUCGAGGAACUUCAGCUUUUGCUCUAAAGAGUGAGUUCUUUAAAACAAAACCGCUGGCUUGUGAUCCUUCAACUUUGCCCAAAUAUCCUACAAGCAAAGAGAUUGAUGCGAAAGUGCGGGAUGAAGUAGCAAGAAGGCAAGGAGAUGUGGGAUGCCAGAACCGGAAGGUUGACCUUGAAAGGAGAGGACAAAAAGAUUCUCAGGAAAUUCCUGCAUCAAAAGUGAACUCUCUGUCAAUGCAGAGAAGGCAAGUCCUACCCGGUUCAAAGAGCAGAAGUGAAUUGUUCAACCCUCAUAGGGAGGAUGCUGUUUCAGGUCUUCUGGUUGCUCCACCUAAACAGUCACGACCUAUUAGAGAAGUGAGAGCAGAGAAUCUUCCUAAAAGCAUUUCCCAUUCAGGACCACUGGUUCAUGGGCCUGGAGGGACAAAGUAUGGGAAAGAACUUGAUUAUCCACCAGCUGUUUCAACCGCAGCCAACUUAUCAAAAUUAUCUGGUUUGGUAGCUACUAGGACCAUGUUUUCUGAUGAUCUCCAAGAAAAGCCUGGUCCUUCACAGCCAGAUACAAACGAGCGCGUUGGCAGGUUUUCGGGCCCAAUUAAGGAAUUGGAGUCCAGAAAUCAGGAUCAUGAACGUCACAUGAAGUUGGAUGGAGAUUUCCAUCAGAUAGAUGGAAAGGCCUGUAGUAAAGAACCGUCUCUGCAUGGUCAUGUGCGGGGAAGCAAGAUAUAUCUCUCUGGUCCCUUGCUGAAUUCAUCAAAAAAUGUUGAUCAGAUGCUUAAAAAGCAUGAUCGGGAGAUCCAAGAAUUUUAUCGACGAACACGACUCGACAAAACGAGGGCGGAUAAAGUUGCUCCUCAUGGGAAGCAAGUAGCAGCUAAGUAAAGCUUCAUAUCCAAUCCUUUAGCUUCUGGAUAAGCAAUGACAUCCAACACUGUCAUGGAUAAUCGUCUCCUACUCAGCACAUGAAUCAAAACUAUCUUACUCUCCUUUGUAAUUAUGAUUCUGUUUUUCCUUUUUUUUUUUUUUUUGGAAAUUUUUUUAACUUCCCCACACUAUAUAAAAUGAUAUCAAAGUGUCAUUGUUUAAAGUUAUCUCCUUUAAGUGCUACCCGACGUUGUCGUGGUGUUGGCAACUUUAAGUGCCACCAUAUCUUUCUCUCUGUC